Molecule: messenger RNA, 210 nt
Organism: Angiostrongylus costaricensis
Lineage: Eukaryota; Metazoa; Nematoda; Chromadorea; Rhabditida; Metastrongylidae
Source: the annotation of a GenBank genome assembly
AUGCUCGACGUCAAGGAAGCAACACUAAUGGCUGUGUCGUGCCAUAGUUUCGAGUAUGCACGCGAAGAUACCAACAAUAAUCGUAUCGUCGUUGAGUGGUGCAACACCCCUGAGGGUCCAGCCAAGCAGUACCGACGAGAAUGGCUUAAAGGAGAUGGUAUAUCCGCAGAAAGAAUAUUCCUAUGGAGUACAACCCUUGAAGAUGAUUAG